Molecule: messenger RNA, 1514 nt
Organism: Diospyros lotus (date-plum)
Lineage: Eukaryota; Viridiplantae; Streptophyta; Magnoliopsida; Ericales; Ebenaceae
Product: glutaminyl-peptide cyclotransferase
Exons: 11
Coding region: 135-1112 (325 amino acids)
Molecular function (GO): glutaminyl-peptide cyclotransferase activity
Source: RefSeq, a predicted model, not a curated record
AAUACCGUAAACGGAAGCAGCCACGCCCAAUCAACAACGGCGCUCAUCGCGAUCGACCGUCGUCUUCGGCAGCAAAAUCCAGUCCGCCGUUCAUCUCCUAUCCCGCAUGAAGGUUGCCGGGAAACGCGGUGCCCAUGGCUAGCGGAUCGCUACGGAAGAAAUCCAACAAGCGAUCGGACAUGAAGCCCCACAUCCCUACGCUCUCCGCGAAGACGCCUCCUUCGAAACACAGAACGAUCCACAUACUAGUCACAGUUGUUAUCGUCGUCUGCGUUCUCGCUCUCUUUUUGGGCGUUUCCUUCAACAUCUGGUCUGUGGUUGAAUCGAACCCUCGCUCCUACCGAAUUUACUCCGUCCAAGUGGUCAACAAGUUUCCUCACGAUCCCGCUGCCUUCACUCAGGGGCUUUUGUAUGCUGGAAAUGAUACCCUGUUUGAGUCAACUGGCCUUAAUGGACGGUCCUCAGUUCGGAAAGUGGCUCUUCAGACUGGGAAGAUUGAGGCCAUGCACAAGAUGGAUAAUUCUUAUUUUGGAGAGGGCUUGACUCUUAUAGGCGAAAGGUUGUUUCAAGUAACUUGGUUGAAGAAUACUGGUUUCAUGUAUGACCGAAAUAAUUUAAGCAAAUUUGAGAAAUUUGCUCAUCAGAUGCAAGAUGGUUGGGGGUUGGCAACUGAUGAGAAAGUUCUGUUUGGAAGUGAUGGAACUUCAACAUUGUAUCAUAUUGACUCUCAAACAUUGAAAGUCCUUCAAAAACACACGGUCAAGUAUAAAGACCAUGAAGUACACAACCUCAAUGAACUGGAGUAUGUGAAUGAUGAAAUUUGGGCAAAUGUUUGGCAGACUGACUGCAUUGCCAUAAUAUCACAAAAAGACGGUCUUGUUCUUGGAUGGGUUCUUCUUCACAAUCUAAGGGAAGGCUUGAUAGCAGCUGGUGCAAGUGAUAUUGAUGUUUUGAAUGGCAUAGCAUGGGAUAAAUAUAGAAAUCGCCUUUUUGUCACAGGAAAGCUAUGGCCAAAGCUUUAUGAGAUCAAGCUGCAGCCUGUGAGGAUGCCAGUGCAUGGAGCCAUCGAGGGACUGUGCCUUCGCCCUCCAUUCCACUUUGUGAAACAGUAGAUUGGAAAUAACCAUCAAAACUGUGGUGCUGGAUCUGAUGAACUCGGAAUGUAAUGUCAUUCUUUGCCUGCGAAUUUCAACUUGCAGCCCGAAAAUAUAGCGUGGUUUGAGCCCUGCGAUCUUGUUUUAGCCCACCCAGUAUUCCAACUGUAGAAGGCCGUUAUUAACAGAAUGCCAGGAUGUACAGAGCCAUACAAGGGGAAGAGAGAAAGUUGUUAUGACUGUUGUGUGUUUGGAGUUCUGAGUGAUGCAUUGACAGUUGCUUGACUCUAUAAUUGCGUAGUCUUUUUUCUGUUGGCAGUUUAGGGAUGUCAGCGGGGUUGGGGAGGAGAGUGGGACCCUUUCCUAUCUCCAUUAUACUCAUAUUUUAAAAACAUUUUAUGUUAACUCUCAUUCCUUCCA